CUCCCCUCAGUCGGCGGCUCUCGCUCGACGCCGCAUCACGUACCACAAGCAUUAUGGCGGUCACCCCGGUAUUCGGCGCGCUCCUCUUCACCGCCUUCGCUACGGCGGCGAUGAGCCCGCUCCAUCCGCUCUCCGACGAGUUCAUAGUCCUCAUAAACUCCAAGCAGAACUCUUGGAAGGCCGGCCGCAACUUCCCGCUCAGCACCCCGCUAGCACACAUCAGGAAAUUAACCGGCGUACUCAAGGAUGACACGCUUUUAACUCUCCCCGUAAGAGAACACGAUGCCGAUCUCAUCGCGAGUCUGCCGGAGAACUUUGACCCGAGAGACAAAUGGCCCGAUUGCCCGACUCUGAACGAGAUAAGAGACCAAGGAUCCUGCGGAAGCUGCUGGGCGUUCGGAGCCGUCGAAGCUAUGACUGAUCGCGUCUGCACUUAUUCUAACGGUACGAAACAUUUCCACUUCUCUGCCGAAGAUAUGCUGAGUUGCUGCCCGAUUUGCGGCCUCGGCUGCAACGGCGGUAUGCCGUCUUUAGCUUGGGAAUACUGGAAGCACUUCGGACUCGUAUCAGGAGGCUCGUACAACUCAACCCAAGGUUGCCAGCCUUACGAGAUCCCUCCCUGCGAGCACCACGUCCCCGGCAACAGAAUGCCUUGCAAUGGCGAUUCGAAAACGCCCAAAUGUGUCAAGAAAUGCGAAGCCGGAUACGACGUUGAAUACGGUAAAGACAAGCACUACGGUAAACAUGUGUUUUCGGUGAGAGGCGGCGAGGAUCAUAUCAAAGCGGAGCUGUAUAAAAACGGGCCUGUCGAGGGGGCGUUCACUGUUUACGCGGACUUAUUGAAUUACAAAAGCGGGGUAUAUUCGCACACAUCAGGAGACGCGCUGGGUGGUCAUGCUAUCAAGAUCCUUGGGUGGGGUGUGGAGAACGGCAAGAAAUACUGGCUCAUAGCUAACUCGUGGAACAGCGAUUGGGGUGACAACGGCUUCUUCAAGAUCCUGCGUGGUGAGGAUCACUGCGGCAUCGAAAGUUCUAUUGUGGCCGGUGAACCGGCUUUAGAUGGAUUAUAAAUUUAAUUAAGAUGCAAAUUACUCGUAUUGCCAAAGAGAAUGUUGAUUAGAUUUAAUUUGGUACCAUGAAAUAAAUAUUUUU
Molecule: messenger RNA, 1152 nt
Organism: Cydia splendana
Lineage: Eukaryota; Metazoa; Arthropoda; Insecta; Lepidoptera; Tortricidae
Product: cathepsin B-like
Exons: 1
Coding region: 54-1070 (338 amino acids)
Biological process (GO): regulation of catalytic activity
Cellular component (GO): lysosome
Molecular function (GO): cysteine-type endopeptidase activity
Source: RefSeq, a predicted model, not a curated record